AUGAACGCCACCUUCGCGACAGAGCUGAAGAAGGUGUGCCCGCCUCCGAGGAAUGGCGGGGGGUUCAUCUCCGUGAGCAACAACCGUGUGACAGACCCGAACAAGCUGAGCAACCAGUUCUACAAAAACAUGGCCUCUGGGCAGGUGUUGUUCACGUCAGACCAGACGCUAAUGGAUGAGACGCCAACGACCGGCAACAAGACAGCGGCCAUGGUGGCCGACAAUGCCGCCAACCCUAUCGCGUGGAUGGUCAGGUUUGCGGGGGCUAUGGUGAAGAUGGGAGGCAUUGAGGUGCUCACCGGGACUGGCCCCGGCGAAGUCAGAAAGGCCUGCAAUGCCACCAACAACGCGAGCUAG
Messenger RNA from Triticum turgidum subsp. durum (durum wheat), 357 nucleotides. The record is from the annotation of a GenBank genome assembly. Lineage: Eukaryota; Viridiplantae; Streptophyta; Magnoliopsida; Poales; Poaceae.